Monomorium pharaonis (pharaoh ant) is the source of this 636-nucleotide messenger RNA. RefSeq lists its product as uncharacterized. The record is from RefSeq and is a predicted model, not a curated record. The transcript has a single exon. Bases 1 to 636 code for a protein of 211 amino acids. NCBI's taxonomy places the organism in Eukaryota, Metazoa, Arthropoda, Insecta, Hymenoptera, Formicidae.
AUGGCGAUCUCAUCGCUAAGAAAAUUAGAAAGAUCUCCGGAAGAUCUGUGGAACGAUUUUCUCGUUCAUCUUUUGAUUCACAAGGUAGAUCCUGCGACCCGUAAAGCGUGGAAUCUCCAAACAAGCCAAGUUGACUCGCCGCCAGCGUUCGCAGAUCUUAAAAAAUUUGUACUUAAUCGAAUCCGUGCGCUUGAGGAGUGUUCGUCCGCUUCAUCUCCGAAGCCCGCGCCGAAGUCUGCGAAUUCCUCGCGUGCGAAUGUCGCGACGGCUUCCACGACUCUUCCGUCGGCGUGUCCGCUUUGCAAAGCGCGUCAUUACUUAAAUUUAUGUCCAGACUUCGUCGCAAAAAAUCCGACUCAGCGACAGGAAAUCGUUAAACGUUUUAAACGUUGCUUUAAUUGUAUGAGUAGCCAGCAUACUUUGCGAGAUUGUACAAGUAAGUACACGUGUCGUUCGUGUAAUCAGAAGCAUCAUUCGAUGCUUCACGUUGAUUCGGAAGCGAGCACUCCUUCCGCGAUAACUACGCCGUCGGUAACGUCAACGGCUCAAUCUAGUACAUCGAAAGUCGAGGUCGUUUCGCUAUGUGCCUCCGCUCAAUCAACUCGCGACUCGCAAGUUCUUUUGGCGACCGCAUGA